CUCGUUCUUUGCUUGUGCGACGCGAGAUAAACAUAAAGAGAGAUAAAUACAGAAAUAAAAUUAAUGGAAAAAGCAUAGACACAUAUAUAUAAUUUUAUUAGUGCUCUGUGCUGUGUUGUGUGGCGCUUAUCUCUCUAUCUCUAUCUGCAUAUGUCGUCAUUUGUCGCCUUCGCCUUCGAUUUUCAUUUCGAUUUGUGUUUCGGUUUCGGUUUGGAGUUCUUUUGGUUGUUGUUGGCGCAAAUGUAACGGUAACUGGAGCAGCCGACGAAUAAUUUUCAAUAAUGUGCCCAACGAAUUACAAAAGAUAAAAAGACAACAACGUGCACUUCCAAUAGGGAGAAUAACAGAAACAACAACAACAACAAUAAAAACAACUGCAAAACGGAGACUGAAAAAAAGCCAAGCAAACGCUCUAAAAAUGAUUGCCCCCCCUCACCACUGCGCCAUAUAAAUAUAAAUCGUAUCUGCAUUUAUAUAUAUUUAUCCACAUCGACAUACGACAUCUGGAGCACUAACUAUAAUCAUCCAGCAUCCAGCAUUGAACAUACAACAUAAAAUGCCCAGCAGCAGCGGCAGACUGCGGCUUCUACUGCUGCUAACGCUAACGCUGGCAGCGCUGCCAGCAGCCAAAGCGCAAUAUCAAUCACCACGCAUCAUCGAACAUCCCACCGAUCUGGUGGUCAAGAAGAAUGAGCCCGCAACGCUCAACUGCAAGGUGGAGGGCAAGCCGGAACCCUCCGUGGAGUGGUUUAAGGAUGGCGAACCCGUCAACACAAAUGAAAAGAAAUCGCAUCGAGUGCUGUUCAAAGAUGGAGCUUUAUUCUUCUAUCGCACCAUGCAGAGCAAGAAGGAGCAGGACGGCGGCGAGUAUUGGUGUGUGGCCAAAAACCACGUGGGCAAAGCCGUCAGUCGACAUGCCUCGCUCCAAAUUGCUGUUUUGCGCGACGAUUUUCGCGUGGAGCCCAAAGAUACGCGCGUCGCCAAAGGCGAGACGGCGCUGCUCGAGUGUGGGCCGCCCAAAGGCAUUCCAGAGCCAACGAUAGUCUGGACAAAGAAUAACGUGCCACUGGAUGAUCUGAACACAAAGCCAUUUGGAACCAAUUCGCGUGUUCGCAUCGUGGAUGGCGGCAAUCUGCUGAUCAGCAAUGUGGAGCCCAUCGAUGAGGGCAACUACAAGUGCAUUGCACAGAAUCUGUUGGGCUCACGCGAAUCCGGCUACGCCAAACUGAUCGUACAGAUCAAACCGUUCUUCAUGAAGGAGCCCAAAGAUCUCACAUUGGUCUAUGGCCAAACAGCAACGUUCCACUGCUCAGUGGGCGGUGAUCCGCCGCCAAAGGUGCUCUGGAAGAAGGAGGAGGGCAAUAUACCAGUUUCGCGUGCACGCAUUUUGCACGACGAGAAGAGUCUUGAGCUGUCGAACAUCACGCCUAACGAUGAGGGCACCUACGUCUGUGAGGCACACAACAAUGUGGGCCAGAUCAGUGCCAGAGCCACACUCACUGUCCACGCGCCGCCAAGUUUCUCGAAACGACCCACGAACACCAAAGUGGGUCUCAAUGGCCAAGUGCAGCUGCCUUGUGUGGCCACGGGCAAUCCACCGCCAUCUGUCUUCUGGACCAAAGAAGGCGUCUCCACGCUCAUGUUUCCCAAUACGUCGCAUGGACGGCAACAGAUCUCAGCAGAGGGCACGUUGCAAAUCAGCGACGUGCAGCAGGACGACGAGGGCUUCUAUGUGUGUUCCGCAUUCAGUGUGGUUGACUCUUCGACAGUCCGCAUUUAUCUUCAGGUCAGCACUGUGGAUGAACGUCCACCGCCCAUCAUACAAAUUGGACCCACCAAUCAAACACUGUCCAAGGGCUCUGUGGCAACAAUGCCAUGUCGUGCCACCGGAAAUCCUUCGCCUCGUGUUAAAUGGUUCCACGAUGGCUACGCUGUGCAGAACGACAAUCGCCACAGUAUUGUGCAGGGCAGCUCACUGAGAGUGGAUGAUUUGCAGCUCGGUGAUGCUGGUCUUUAUACGUGUACUGCAUCCUCGGAACGGGGCGAAACCUCCUGGUCAGCUGCCUUGGCGGUGGAGAAGAGCAGCUCGGCAACUCUACAUCGAGUGGCGGAUCCUAGCACUUAUCCCGCACCACCUGGCACACCAAAAGUAAUCAAUGUAACACGUUCCAGCAUCUCCCUGCGCUGGGGCAAGAGCCAAGAGAAACCUGGCGCUGUUGGUCCCAUAAUAGGUUACACUGUGGAGUACUUUAGUCCUGAUCUGCAAACUGGUUGGGUUGUCGCUGCGCAUCGAGUGCCCGACACACAAGUCACUAUCUCCGAUCUAACAUCUGCCACCUCAUAUGUGUUUCUGGUGCGCGCUGAGAACACGCAGGGCGUCUCAGUGCCAUCGGGUCUAUCGAAUGCAAUUAAAACACUGGGCGAGGACUUUGAUGCCAUGCCCUCAAAUGAGCUCUCAGCUGCACGAACACUUCUCACCGGAAAGGUUGUGGAGUUAAUAGAUGCCUCUGCCAUCAAUGCAAGCGCUGUGCGCUUGGAUUGGAUGCUGCAUGUUAGCGCCAGCGAGAAGUUUGUUGAGGGUCUACACAUACGUUAUAGGGACGCAUCAUCGCAUUCAACACAGUAUAAGGUCAUCACAGUGCUAGAACCUUCGACGGAGUCACAUGUGGUUGGCAAUCUGCGCAAAUAUACCAAAUAUGAAUUCUUUUUGACGCCCUUCUAUGAGACUAUCGAGGGACAGCCGAGCAACUCCAAGAUGACCACAACCUACGAGGAUGUUCCUUCUGCUCCACCGGAUAACAUACAGAUUGGCAUGUAUAAUUUAACCGCUGGCUGGGUACGCUGGACACCGCCGCCUGCACAGCAUCACAACGGCAAUCUGUAUGGCUAUAAGAUUGAGGUUAGCGCUGGCAACACUAUGAAGGUGCUGGCUAAUAUGACGCUCAAUGCAACGACCACAUCGGUUUUGCUCAACAAUCUAACCACCACAGCAGUCUACAGCGUACGCCUCAAUGCCUUUACCAAAGCUGGUGAUGGACCCUACUCCAAACCCAAAUCACUGUAUAUGGAUCCCACCUAUCAUGUGCAUCCGCCGCGUGCUCAUCCAAGCGGCACACACGAUGGGCGCCAUGAGACGGGCAAUGAGUUCACCUAUCAGACCAAUGGCAUGGCCAAUAUAGAACCCAACAAUGCCAAUCCCACGACGCAUCGCAAAACCACGAGCUAUUUGCAUGGCACCUGGUUGAUGACGCUGGUGAUCAUUGUGCUGCUAAUUGUUGUGGUUGUCACGGCAACAGCGAUGGUUUACUUUAAGCGUCGCCAUCAAAUGACCAAGGAGUUGGGACAUCUAAGUGUGGUGAGCGCGAAUGAGAUUACCGCACUGAACAUCAACAGCAAGGAGAGUUUGUGGAUAGAUCGCGGCUGGCGUACUACGGACACGGACAAGGACUCGGGCUUAAGUGAAUCGAAGCUGUUGUCGCACGUGAAUAGCAGUCAAUCCAACUACAACAACUCCGAUGGCGGCACCGACUACGCUGAAGUGGACACACGCAAUCUAACCACCUUCUACAACUGUCGCAAGAGUCCUGAUAAUCCCACGCCAUAUGCCACAACCAUGAUCAUUGGCACUUCGUCGAGUGAAACCUGCACCAAAGCCACAUCUUUGAGUGCGGACAAGGACUCGGGAACACAUUCGCCCUACUCAGAUGCAUUUACAGCACAAGGCGCCGCAGCUGUGGCUGCUGCUGCGGCCAGCAACAAGUCGAACUAUUUGCAGUAUCCCACAGACACAAUAAACUGGUCAGAGUUUCUGCCACCACCGCCAGAGCAUCCACCGCCAUUGUCCUCCAACUAUGGCUAUACACAGGGCUCACCCGAAUCGUCACGCAAGAGCUCCAAGAGCGGCGGCUCCGGCAUCUCCACCAACCAAAGCAUUCUAAACGCUUCCAUUCACAGCAGCUCGUCAGGCGGCUUCUCCGCUUGGGGCGUCUCGCCGCAAUGCGCCGUUGGCUGUCCCCCGGAGAAUCUGUACAGCAAUCCACUGAGCAGCGUGGGCGGCAGUCAGAGUCGUUACCAGAUCACACCCACCAGCCAGCAUCCGCCACCAUUGCCGCCGUACUUUGCCACUGCCGGAGCUGGCGAUAUGGCUGCCCGCAACAUACAUAUCCAUUAUCCCACGCAACGACACGCGGUCAGCGAGUAUCAGGCUGGCCUGAAUGCGACGCGUUGCGCCAACAAUAAUCGCGCCUGCAACAGUUGUGAUGCCUUGGCAUCGCCAAUGCAGCCACCGCCAUUGCCACCGCCAGCCGAGGGCUGGUAUCAGCCUGUGGGACUGCCUCAUGGCAGUCAAAUGCCAUCGACCGCCUCCAGUCAUCAGAUCUAUCAAUGCUCCUCCGAGUGCUCGGACAACUCGCGCGCCUCCCACAGUCACAGCAAACGUCAUCACCAACAGCAGCAGCAACAACUCCAUUCGGACAGCAGUGCUGAUCACAGCAGCAGCAAACGUUCAGGUCACCGACGGCCAACUGCACAUCAUGCCCAGCAACAACAACAACAGCAGCAGCAAAACUCCUGCGCAGAGAGCGAGAAUGAGAACAUGCUGUCCGGCUAUGAGAUGCAUCAACAACGCAAUUACACAAGCGACUGCUGCAACAGUUCACGCGAAGGCGACACCUGCUCCUGUAGCGAAGGCUCCUGCCUCUAUGCCGAGGCUGGCGAUCCCGUGGGACCGGCGGCUCCACGACAAAUGACUGCUAAAAAUACUUAAAUUGGACAAGAGCAUAUAUAAGUAUACAUAUAUGUGUAGGGCGAAACGAAACAAACAGUUAAUGGAUCUUGCGUAGUCUUAAUAUAGCAUCUAGUCGUAACUUUUCAUUCAUAUCGAACUUAGCACACGCGAUACUCCACAUAGCAUUUUAUAUAGACGACACAUCUGUGCAUGCAUCGGCAUAUAUAUAAAUAGUAUGCAUGAACACUUCGACAGAGAUCCUCCUACAGACCGAAUACGUACUCAACAUACUACACUCGAGAGAUAGUCAGAGAGAAGCAGAGGCAAUUAACCGAGACGAACUACAAACAAUCAAGGUGCAUAGCUCGAAUCAUAAUCAAUAAUACAAACGAAUUUGAGUGCGCACACAGUCCCAAAAGUAAAUGUACUUAAGAAGUAAACGCUGUAUGAAAUGCUUCCACGAAUUGAUAAAUACGAAAUACGUACUCGAAUAGAACUCAAGAACUAAAAACUCACACACACACACAUAAGAGACAUUCACACUUUUGAUAACUACAGACGAAUAGUUAGAACGAAAGAUAUAUGCAAACAUAAAAAAGAACUAUAUAUACAUAUAUAGUACAGAUAUAGACAUGUAUUUGCAAUGCUGGCCCUAGUCAUAGGCUUGAUAUAGCAUAUAGUUAAAACAAAAAGUUACAUGUACUCUCAAACUCAACUCUUUCAUAUCUACGAUCACAAUCGAGCGUUUUAUCCUAUGUUCCCUGAAUUUGCAUUUAUAUACUACUAUAUAGAAAAACGUCGUCGACCGACGAUCAACGGCAGUUGCAAUGUUUAAUGGUUAGUGCUUUUCUAUAACAAAGAAAAUGAAAAAAACUACAGUAAUACUUCAUAAAUAACGACUUGACCUAGUGAAUAGCGAAACGUACACUUAUAACUACAUUAUUAUUAAUUAAAACAAAAACAAAACACACACAUUAUAUACAAUACAUAAUUAGCUAAAGCCAACCACACUUCGGUGCCAUCGAAGCCAACUUCAUGCCACACACAAGGGCCACUUGUCCGAUCCUCCUCUGAUCCUAUAGUGUACCCCUUCUCCUUCUCCACCUCCCUGCCCAUGUGUGUUGAGCUCUCCACAUAACGAACAUUACAUUUUUACAAGCUUACAUUUGAAAAAAAGUCUAAAAUGUACCUGUGAUAUAUAACCCCAUUAAAGUAUUUUAAUAUUAUUACUAUUAUGAUUUUGUUUUAUGUUUAUCGUAUUGUUUGUAACGAUUUUUAUUUUCAAUUUUUUUCUGUUUGUUGCAACGAAAACAAACGAAACGAAAAAAUGGAAAAUACGCGGACAUUUUUGGGUGUUUUUUGAGAACAAACAUAGCAUAAUUUAGAACUUAGGCACGUACGACAUUAGAAAUGCAAAACAAAAAAAAAAAUUAUAUACAAAUAUAUCAAACAAAAAUCCAGUGAAACGCCCCCAACUACACAACUUCGGCUAGCCGAAGACGUCGCACACACUUCUCGGCCAUCAAACUUCUUUAUUUUGAUUCCGUGAUCGGAUUGAUAAAAUACCCGAAACGGGUAAAUCGAGAGUGUGUGCGGCUAACAAUUCGAUUAACGACUAAAUGUAUUAUCCAUUUGGACUAAAUUCAACGAAAUGAAUCAAAUACUACGCAUAAAUAAUGCAAUACAUAUAUAUGCAAAAAGAAUAAAUCAACAAAAUUAAUAUGAAUUAAUUAAUGAUAUAGCAUAUAGCACAUAGAAAUCAAAAGAAUGCUUUAGCAUACAACAUGAACAAUACCAAUUCCUUGCGUGCACCCAUCCCCGACACCCCCCAAGAAUAAUCCUUAAACAACGAUGAGGUGCUCAUGCAUGUACAUAAACAUUACACUACACAACACACGAAACACUACCACACUACACUAUACUACAUAACAUACAUACAUAUUUAUGCCCCCCUGCCAUAUAUAAAUACUAUUAUUAUUGAAGCCAACUUUUGCUUUGAGUUGAACUGCCCUUCCGUAGCAUAAUGAAGCAUAGUUGGAUGAUUUUGGGUUUUUAAUAUGAAUAAUUAGCAUCUAGUUAUUAACUACGUACAUACGAGAGUAUUUUAAAGUCAUAGCGUAAACGAAUUUUAAGAUUUAAAACUAAACUAAACUAAAAUAAAAAAACCGAAAACAAA
This is a messenger RNA of Drosophila nasuta, 6902 nucleotides long. RefSeq names its product roundabout guidance receptor 1 (gene robo1). The record is from RefSeq and is a predicted model, not a curated record. Gene Ontology annotation, molecular function: axon guidance receptor activity; protein binding. Gene Ontology annotation, biological process: axon guidance; cell-cell adhesion; Roundabout signaling pathway. Lineage: Eukaryota; Metazoa; Arthropoda; Insecta; Diptera; Drosophilidae.